AUGCCUACUUGGACGCUUGCGAUGUGGCGAUUGCAGGGACAGUCAUGGUUCGUCGAGCCCCUAAGGAGGUAUUACGAAUGGAGAAGGAUUGCUGGUUGGAGGGCAGAAAUACACCGACAACGUCUGGCUAGGAAGGCGCCGACAGAUCCUUUGCGGGCAGCAUUGCAUGAAUGGGGUGAUGCACAGAAUGAUCUAGUCCAGUACUUGGAGCGACAAGAAGUGCCACUCACGGAACUUUUACCUUGGUGGAAGACACGGUCGACAAGGACAACAAAAGGUAAAAAGCUGUCUAUUCAGCUGCUCAACGAGAAGUUGGCCAGGGCUCCAGCAGUCUGUGACAAGCGCAAGGGUGUGGUUGUAGCAUCUAGGGACCAGACUAUCAAAAGGCCAAAUUCAAAUCACAAGAGCCAGAAUAAUCAAAUAUUGAGUUUUGGAAUUAGGAUCGGAAUAUAA
Molecule: messenger RNA, 453 nt
Organism: Sphaeroforma arctica JP610
Lineage: Eukaryota; Ichthyosporea; Ichthyophonida
Exons: 1
Coding region: 1-453 (150 amino acids)
Source: RefSeq, a predicted model, not a curated record